UCUUGUCUUGCUUUGGUUAAAAUGAGAGAAAAGCAACUUUAAGUCAAGGUUUCACUUGUUAGUGAGAUUCUGAUCUCAGUGUGGCUUCCUAGUGAAAUAAAGGUACGAACCAGAAGAGACGGGUGACAGAAGCUGUAGUGGCUGGAGAUCUCCAGUUCAGCAGCCUGGCUGCAGCAGGUGUUGCUGUCAGUCACAUUUACAGCAUGAGUGAGUGGGUUUAAGCGCAGCCCUGGAGUAUGAGAUAUGUGGGCAAAGAAGCUAAGAAACCCGGCCUCUGUGUGCAACUUAAAACCAUAGAAGGUGACAGCAAAGAUCUCCUGCCGGAGAUCCGGACUCCGAUCUGGAUCCAGAGAACAUCAUCUGCAUCAGCUACAGAGUCGGGACGGCUGUCGGGUUAGGUUUUUCUGCUUUGGGCGUCCCUGCCCCCGUGCUUGGACGUCUUCAGACAUGGACGCUCAACAGUCCAACACUGUGGAGGAAUCUAAGCGUGAACAAGAAGAGUUGGCUCAAACAAUAAUGGCUCGGAAUUUCCACCCGUCUGUCAUCGGCCCGGAGGCCUGGGAGGGCUACAUGUUUUCUGAUCUGGAGAUCCGCAUCAAAGAGUCCACAGACCUCUACGGAGCCGUACUCUGGCCUUCGGCAAUGGUGCUGUGCCAUUUCUUGGAGACCAACCGAGAUAAAUACAACCUGACAGACAAAAAUGUGAUUGAACUGGGUGCUGGGACUGGACUUGUCACCAUUGUAUCAAGCUUGUUGGGUGCUAAGGUGACCUCCACUGACCUACCAGAUGUCUUGGGGAACCUCCGGUACAACGUUGUGCGCAAUACCAAGGGCCGAUGCAAGUACAUCCCAGUGGUCACUGAGCUCAUUUGGGGUGCGGAGGUGCCGAAGCGUUUUCCUCGCACCACACACUGUUUCGACUACAUCCUGGCAGCCGACGUGGUGUACGCACACCCUUACCUGGACGAGCUGAUGGACACCUUUGACUACCUGUGCCAGGAAAACACACACAUUUUCUGGGCCAUGCGUUUCCGCCUGGACCCAGAGAACAACUUUGUGGAUCGCUUCCAGCAGCGUUUCCACCUGGAGGAGCUGUAUGACCUUCCCAGCCUCAGUAUCAAACUGUACAGAGCCUGGAGGAGGGACACGAGGACCACAGACCACAGAGAGGCUGCUGCCUAAAGUCUGAACACAGACUGACAAUACAAUGUAUGUGACUGCCAUCUGAUUUAUAAACUGUCCUUCUAAACGGGAAAGUGUAGUUGUUGAGUAUUUUUAAUGAAUCUUGUGCAAAUGUCCCAAUACUGUCCCAAUAGCCAUUACUGCUGUUUAUUUUUGAGUUAGUCAUCAGGGGAAUAUUAACAACUGGACUGUUAGCCUACUAGCAUGACUGACAGCUGAUCAUUUAAGUACAGCUAAAUCUGUAUCUUAAAAUAUAAAUGUGUGUGACCAUGUGGCAAACAGUCAUGACAUCGGCCAUAAAAAUCUGAACUACCGCUUUUAAGCUUCCAGAAUCUCAAAUUGGGGUGGGUUGAGGUUUCACAUCAGGAAGGUCAGAGACUCUGGUUGGAUGAUAAAUUGCACAAAACUGACACCAUGCUCUGUUGGAGAACUGAAACUGCAAUUAAUACCAGCGAGUGUGGUCAUUUUCCCAUAGAUUCCACUCAAACUGACCCAAGCAACUAUUGAAUAGAUGGCUAUUCAAUAUCGAAUUGCUACUUCUUGGUUAGCUUCAGCCAGAAAACCAAAAGACUACGGCCUACUAAAUAAAAAUCUCAUGGUAAAGGUUAAAGUUAAGGGCUAAUGUUUGAGGUAGGGGUUACAAGAGAUGGUAAUGCCAGUUGGCUAACUGGCCAGCUAGCUAACUGGCCAGCUAGCUUGUCAACCAUGUUUACACAUGUCUCAGGAAACUGAUUUACUGUAUGUUCUGUUCUAUUUUGACCCAACUAGCUUUGCAUUCAACAGGUAAAUGGAACUUUAGAGUUGAUGAUGAUGAUGUACCUUGCUCCCAAUCCUAUUGGCUGGUUAGUUGAUUUUUUUUUUUCGUCUUUACUUGAUCAACAAUAAAAACAACACAAACUUUAAAGUGAAA
Molecule: messenger RNA, 2092 nt
Organism: Solea solea (common sole)
Lineage: Eukaryota; Metazoa; Chordata; Actinopteri; Pleuronectiformes; Soleidae
Gene: mettl21e
Product: methyltransferase like 21e
Exons: 6
Coding region: 448-1182 (244 amino acids)
Biological process (GO): peptidyl-lysine methylation
Cellular component (GO): cytoplasm; cytosol
Molecular function (GO): protein-lysine N-methyltransferase activity
Source: RefSeq, a predicted model, not a curated record